Messenger RNA from Macroventuria anomochaeta, 1017 nucleotides. RefSeq lists its product as uncharacterized. NCBI's taxonomy places the organism in Eukaryota, Fungi, Ascomycota, Dothideomycetes, Pleosporales, Didymellaceae. The record is from RefSeq and is a predicted model, not a curated record. The coding region runs from base 316 to 954 and encodes 212 amino acids. The transcript has 4 exons.
CGGCGCUCUCCUUGAUCAUCACUUGCUCUUCAAAGUCAUCAUUCACGAGGGAGCUUUCGUGCUAAGCCUGUCAUUCUCCUAUCGCUACUAACUAGCUCCUCAGUCGUCUAUGGUGCAGCUCGCUCCUUCCUCACCUGCCGUGAACCGUGUUUAUGAGCGUACUACUCACGGCCAUCCCUCGCCACUGAAGGUCCUGUCCUCUGGCUGACAGCCAACCCAGUUGACCAGCUCCACCAACUCCGUGCUGUCGAAGCUGUACUGGUUGGCUGACUUCUGGUCGUAAAUAGACUUCAUGUUGAUGCAGAUUCGAAAAACAUGUGUGUCGUCAUACAGCGUCUUACAGAACUACACCGAAUUUCGUGGGUAACUCCUAAACUCCAUAUUUCCCUUAAAGACCUCCAGAGGUGCCAGCCUUGUAUCACUUUGAGAUUACAGAUCAGUAUCGCAGCUGGUGUCCGAAGAAGCUUGGAACGCAAGACUAAAAGCAGGAAGCAAAGCGAAACUACGAAAGGGAGGAAUCUAGAAAACAAUGUAGAACGCGAGACCAAAGCUAGAAAGCAGCGCAGAGUAAAACCGAAUAGAACGCGAGCACAUUUAAAUAGAACGAAUGACCAAUUGCAAGAACAGAAACACAUGAUAGAUGGCGUGAACGGAGUAGCCAUAUCUCUAGGCAAAGUUUUACAAGAAGAGUAUGGUGCCAUCGAGCUCCUCGUUCCAAGGUCGCUGGCGGGAGCCAUCGUUGUCGUGACUGAUGCCGACAACAUCAUAGGCAACAUUCUUGACCGCGGCUUCCUCGAUUGCGAGCCGCUCCUUGACGCUGCUUUGCUUGUUGACUUUCGUCUCGACGAAGCUCGGAUCGUACUUGAUGUAGUCGUUCACACGGUUGGAAAGCUUGCUAGCCCACAGCAACGGAAGUGCUUUGGCGAUCUAUUCGUACUGCUGGGUGAGCUGUGAACUCUCGUUUGACGCACCGGUCUGUGGAGUAUUAGCAUAAAAAUCCGCGUGUUGGAAAUGUUG